Talpa occidentalis (Iberian mole) is the source of this 10867-nucleotide messenger RNA. RefSeq names its product zinc finger protein 652 (gene ZNF652). The coding region runs from base 447 to 2267 and encodes 606 amino acids. Gene Ontology annotation, molecular function: DNA-binding transcription activator activity, RNA polymerase II-specific; RNA polymerase II cis-regulatory region sequence-specific DNA binding. The transcript is spliced from 6 exons. Gene Ontology annotation, biological process: regulation of transcription by RNA polymerase II. Gene Ontology annotation, cellular component: nucleus. NCBI's taxonomy places the organism in Eukaryota, Metazoa, Chordata, Mammalia, Eulipotyphla, Talpidae. The record is from RefSeq and is a predicted model, not a curated record.
ACGUAGCGCUGCGGCGGCGGCGGCGGCCAGGCCGGGUUUGCGGAGCGGCGCUGAGGACAGACGUUGGGCGGGGGAGGGGCCGGCCCGGCCGGCGGUUGUUACUCGAGCGCCGCGGCUGCAGGCCCCCCGCCGCAAGGAUGGACCGCCGAGGCGGCGGUCGGGGCGGCGGAGGCGGAGGCGGCCGGCCCGGAUAAGAUGCUCCAAGCCACUUGCAGCUCUCUUCAGAAGAAAAAUCACUAGUGCUCUGCUCUUGCCAUAAUACCAAACCUUCUUGACUUCUGCUUUGGUGCUGCAACACUGGAAGAAUUGCACACAGGUUCCAGGAAUACCCUUUUUCAUUUGAGUGAUUCUUUGUGGAUGGAAAAAGAUUUGAGUCUGAGUAGUUGUCCUGUUUCAAAGCUAUUUCUCUGUAGUGUGAACUGCUUAAUAAAUUGGGCCACUUACCAAUGAGUCACACAGCCAGUUCAUGUCAGGAGCUGGUUGAAAACUGUGCUGUGCAUGUAGCGGGGAUGGCACAAGAAGACAACCGUCGUGGUCAAGUGCCAUCUCCCUUUUAUCAUGGUGCCAACCAAGAACUUGACCUGUCCACCAAAGUGUACAAAAGGGAGUCAGGCAGUCCUUAUUCUGUGUUAGUGGACUCCAAGAUGAGCAAACCGCAUCUCCAUGAAACAGAGGAACAGCCAUAUUUCAGGGAGACAAGAGCAGUGUCUGAUGUUCAUGCUGUUAAAGAAGACCGGGAGAAUUCUGAUGACACAGAAGAGGAGGAGGAGGAAGUCUCUUACAAAAGGGAGCAGAUCAUAGUGGAGGUAAACCUUAAUAAUCAAACAUUAAAUGUCUCUAAAGGGGAAAAGGGUGUCUCUUCUCAGUCCAAAGAGACUCCUGUUCUUAAGACGAGCAGUGAGGAGGAAGAGGAAGAGAGCGAGGAGGAGGCCACGGAUGACAGCAACGACUAUGGAGAGAAUGAAAGGCAGAAGAAAAAGGAGAAGAUAGCGGAGAAAGUCAGCGUCACACAAAGGAGAACCAGACGAGCUGCCUCUGUGGCUGCAGCUGCCACUUCCCCCUCUCCCAGGACGACCAGAGGCCGUAGGAAGAGUGUAGAGCCACCUAAGCGUAAGAAGCGGGCCACGAAGGAGCCCAAAGCGCCAGUCCAGAAAGCUAAGUGUGAAGAGAAAGAGACUCUGACCUGUGAGAAGUGCCCCAGGGUGUUUAAUACUCGCUGGUACCUGGAGAAGCACAUGAACGUUACUCAUAGGCGCAUGCAGAUUUGUGAUAAGUGUGGCAAGAAGUUUGUCCUGGAAAGUGAGCUGUCCCUUCACCAGCAAACAGACUGUGAAAAAAAUAUUCAGUGUGUUUCCUGUAAUAAAUCAUUCAAGAAACUCUGGUCCCUUCAUGAACACAUCAAGAUCGUUCAUGGAUAUGCAGAAAAGAAAUUUUCCUGUGAAAUCUGUGAGAAGAAAUUCUAUACCAUGGCUCAUGUGCGGAAACACAUGGUUGCACACACGAAAGACAUGCCAUUUACAUGUGAAACCUGUGGAAAAUCAUUCAAACGCAGUAUGUCUCUCAAGGUGCACUCCUUGCAGCAUUCUGGAGAGAAGCCCUUCAGAUGCGAGAACUGUGACGAGAGGUUUCAGUACAAGUACCAGCUACGGUCCCACAUGAGCAUCCACAUUGGGCACAAACAGUUCAUGUGCCAGUGGUGUGGCAAGGACUUCAACAUGAAGCAGUACUUCGACGAACACAUGAAAACACACACUGGAGAGAAACCCUUUAUCUGUGAAAUCUGUGGCAAAAGCUUCACCAGCCGCCCCAACAUGAAGAGGCACCGCAGAACUCACACAGGGGAGAAGCCCUAUCCAUGUGAUGUGUGUGGCCAGCGGUUCCGCUUCUCCAACAUGCUUAAGGCCCACAAGGAGAAGUGCUUUCGGGUGACCAGUCCUGUGAAUGUGCCGCCUGCUGUGCAGAUCCCACUUACAACUUCCCCUGCCACCCCAGUUCCUUCUAUGGUGAACACACCCACAACCCCAACCCCUCCAAUCAACAUGAAUCCUGUAAGCACGCUUCCUCCUCGGCCCAUCCCCCACCCCUUCUCACACCUUCACAUCCACCCACACCCACACCACCCACACCACCUUCCUAUCCCUCCAGUCCCUCACCUGCCUCCACCUCCCGCUCUCUUUAAGAGCGAGCCUUUAAAUCACAGAGGCCAGGGUGAGGACAACUUUCUGCGGCACCUGGCAGAGAAGAACAGUUCAGCACAGCAUCAUUAACAUCCACCUCCUUAAGUGUGUUCUCCACGAGUUACGUUCCCAUAGAUGAGUUUGCAGAGAGGGAGUUGGUGAGCAUUUCUGUAGCUGUCAGACUCUCCUCAGUCUCCACCAAGAGCUUUGUCAUUGUCUUGGUGAAUCAACAGAUCCAAGGGAAUGAACAAGAAGACCAUCUUGACUCACAGAGGGAACUGUCAUCUAAACCAGGGGAACCACCGAAUUAAAGCCCAAUUUGCUUGCAUUUUCUGGUGACUUUUAUAAAUUUCAAAUACUCAGACUUGUGGAGUUUUAUAAUUUCAUAUCAGCUGAUGAGGUAUGCUUGCUUUUAUAUCCUGGACUUCUCCUCAAAGAGGGGAUAGGCCUGGUUUCCUUUGUACUAAUCGGGAAGGCUGUGAGAUUAAUCCAGAGCAUUAAUUGUAUCACUGUGUAUCAUAAUGAAUUCUUUUCAGCUUUUGGUGCUGGCUGCAGAGUCGAGCUAGCCAUGUUUCACAGUAUAUCAAGCAUUAUAGAAAAAGAUGAAAUUUUUCUUCUUUGUGUAGCUCUCCUAACAACGCACUCUUUAUUUUACUACAGAAAUUAUUUUAGAGUUUUUGUAUAGACUUCUUUAGUAGUCUGUUUCUAAAAUGAAAUGUAUUUCAAUAAGCGGUGUAAUUUUUUCAGUGUAGCUGGACCUAUGUUGUAAAAUAGAAAAAUUUUUUAUAAUCAUCAAAAUGUGAUUCUUAAAGAUGCAUAUAACUUCUAUAGUUCAAAGUUAUUCUUACAUCCGUACAACUCGAAGGUGCUUCAGAGACUAGAUGAAUCUGAGAGGGUCUCUAGACAGGUUACUGCAGGAAUGGGGUUUUGCUUUCAGAACUUGGUAUAAGUUCUUGGUAGUUUUAUAAUCUCUACUAACACUCAGAUGUCUGUCUGGCCCACUGAUGUGCUCUUGCCCUCCACGUUGCCCUCGGUUUAGUUUGUGCAUUCAGCAGAGUAAUUUGCAGAGGGCUGGGCCUUUUCCAGGGUGUCACCUAAAGCUUGCAGGUUUUAAAAAUCAGUGAAGUUGUUCAUGGUCAAGAGGAGGAAGUAAUGAGGACUAUUUCAUCUCAGGCAGGUGUAUUUCUCACUUGCAUAGAACUGUGCUCAUGUCCAACCUUUUAUGGGAUAACAAAUUGAAGUCUCAUAAUACACUGCUCAUUUUCAUGUUCUUUUCUGUUUCUGGAAUUGCUGUUAAAAAGAUAAAGUAGUUCACUGAAAUCACAAACGUGGUGCUGACGGUGGCUGAGAAUACAGAUUGAUUAUGAUUUUUUAAGUGUCUAUUGUAUCCCUGGAUAUAGCCUCAACCUUGAGCUAUUUUAACACAGUUUAAAUUUAGUGGAGGAAAGGAAUUUCUAAGUUUUGCUGCCCUGUCCUCUGCAAAUUCUUAUGUGAUAACAGUGUUUGUAAGUAGAGCCGCACCUGUGAUGCUUUGUAGGUAGGUUACUUUUUCAAGUUUGGGGAACUUCAAAAGAGCAUGGUCAAUCAGGAACUUAUAGGAAAGACUCAACAGAAGGGCUAAUAUAUAAUCACUCUAACCAACAACACAUUGGUUAUCUUUAACAGAUCAAAUUUAUCCAGAUUGAAUAUAUCUAAAAUUUUUGUAUUUUUUCAUCUCGGAGAACUGGUUCCAAAGUUAGCCAGUGUGCUCUUGCUCUCUCUUUUUUCUCGCCUUCUCUUCACUUUUCUUUCCUCAGUCUCUUAAGUCAUUGCCUGAAUCAGAAUGCAGGUGUUUAUUUUUAUUCUUGAUAUUAAAUGUGCAGAUACGCUUCAAGCACUUUCUGACUAAUAGGCUCUGUGGCAGGAAAAAGUGGAACUCAUUCAGUUGAGGUUAAAUCUCUCAAAGUAUCACAUUCUCUGUUACUUUUUCGGUUUAAUAUUUCCAGAUUUUUCCCCCCUUCUAAUUAUUGCCUUUGUCUUGAGCAUAGGAAAAUUUUGAAGUGAGACAGAAAGGUAUCUCAAUAUACAUACUUUCUUCCUGUUUUUGGAUAUAAAAAAUGUUAUUUUAAGUGUUUGUAUACAUUCUUUGGACAUCCAGAUAACCAAACCAGUAAGGAAAAUCCAUUCCUUGUUUAUGACUUAAUUUUAGUGGCUGCUGCCCUUUGCCUUCCAUGAUAAGUGUGUCUGCUCCUUUAUAUAGACAGCAUUACCUCAUGUUCAGGCCUGUAAUGUUAAAAUUAUUUCUUUAAGAUGUAAAUUGAAGUUUAGUUAAUUGGUUAUACCUUACUUUGUUCUAAAUAAUCAUACAGUAUUGGGCAGCAAUUCUGAAUUCUAGACCUGUGGCCCAUGAAUCAACCAUUUAUGAGGUGUGCUUUGAUCAUACACUGGGAAGUGCAGGUCGCCUUCUUUGAUUUUUAUUCAAGUGACUAUAUCCAUAAGAAGAUAUCUGCUACAUAGGAAAACCAGUAUUAGGCAAAUCACCACCAUCCCCCUUAACAGAAGCAAAAAAGGAUUUUUUAAAAAUCAGUAUUGUAUUAUACAAUACAAUCCUUCAUAACAAUGUGAAAACUUCCCAUCUUUUUCCUGGAUAAGUAUAUGUUCCUUGACUUGGGUCUUGUGGUCUUCAGGGAAACUGCUCAGAACUUAAUGACUCCUCAUCAGUGUCCUAUUAUGUGUAAAUAAUUAAAUGCAGUAAGAAUAUUUGCGAUAUUACUGCUUCUGAAUAUAAGAACUGCAGCAUUAAGCCUUAAACAUGUAUGUACAUCAGGUUUAACACGGUUAAGACUCAAACUCAGGGUUGAAAACUUAGUUGGGGUCCUUUACUAAAACAAAAGUGGCAUUAUGUAGUACAUUCCCUCCCACAUACAGUUCAGAACCCUGUGAAUUCUUCACCACUUAUUACCUACUUGCUAUCUGUAGAUGAGAAAAAGAACUGCAGAGGAGUUUUGAGUUCCCAGCCCUUAUCUUUUAAAGACAGCAAAGGCCACAUUUCAACAUUUUAUAGAUAAUCAGUUGAGGCUGUUUCUUUCUUAAUUUUACUUCCUUCAAAGGUUUGUGUCCUUGCUAAGGUUAAGAUUUACUUGAGAAAAUUCCCCAGAACUUUUUUGAGUUGACAUAGCUCUUUUUUUCUUUUUUUCAUUAUUUCUAGUCUUUUCUCAUAGAUUUAUCAUUCACAUGUAAACUCUUCCUUAGCCUCAUUGUGAAAGACUGCUUGUUACUUUCUCAAAUUGCGUCAGGUAGGCUCAUACUGAAUUAGGUUUUUUAGUUUGAAUGAAGAAAAUAAGAUUAGCCGUUGAAAGAUGUGUGGCUUCAUUUCCAUUUGUAUUUGUGAUUUGAUUAUUUUUAGUAAGCAGGGAGUCUCCACAUAAAACUACAUAGCUGUUGAAAGAAACCUUAGCAAAUCACUUGCGGAUGUGUUGCAGUCUACCAUUAACGUUAACUGUUCUAAAUGAAUGACUGGGCAUAGACAUUACCGUAGUUAGACUGUCAUUUUAAAUACUGCAUUUACUGGAUGUACCUUUUCAUUGUGGUUAGGAUACUCCCUAUAAUUUGAUUGUACCUAGUGUACUAACUGAAGGCAAGAUGCUCUGAAGAGAUGCUUAUAAAUUUUGAAUUUUCUACUUCUUGAAAUUUUUUUCAGUUUUUAUUUGUUGAAUGGAUAUAUAGGUUUAGUUUAAUUUUGCUUUCACUGGAAGUUUUAAAUUUUGAGAAAAUCAAGCAGAAAUAGCAAUUGAUUGCAGAUAUAUAUAUAUAUAUAUAUAUAUGUACCUCAUCUUGCAGAAGGGUCAGUGGGGUGGCUUUGUAAAAAAAAGAGAGAGAGAGAAGAGAAGAAGAAAACUAAACUUAGGGAAAAAAACCCUUCUAUUUGAGCUACUGUUUAGAAAACGAGAACUCUUACUACAUUGCUGAUCCAAGUGAUGGACACUUGUUGCUCUUCUGUCUAGCCUAGAGGGGAAGUAAUGAACAAGGGGAUGAGUUACAUUUUAAGAAUUUUAUCAGCUACCAUUACAGAAAUAGGCUCACUUGGAAUUCUUCAGACUAUAAAACUGAACAAUAACUGGGCUUUAAUUUUCCUUUUGCCUAAGUCAACAUAGGAAAUUUCUCAAAUGAUCAUUUUUUUCAGGAAUGAAAGGUCAUUGGCCAUUAGAGAUAGUGGCCUUAUUAUGCAAUAACAACACCUGAGCUGACCUGCUGUCACCUGUAGCAUUUAAUAAUAGAGUGUGAUGACCUUCCAGCCCUGGACACUACCUCGAUAAAGCAAACCAGAGAUCCUCUCUACACUUUCUAUGGAAGCCAUAAAAGUUGCCAUCAAUAUAUCCACUUUCAUAGUUCUAUACUUUUAUACUCUCUAGACUUUUUAUAGACUUUAUGAUGAGAUCUUUUUGUCUUAGAGGAUAGGUUUUGCAAGAUUCAAAGGAAAAUCACACUCUUUGGUUAUCCCAACUUUGAAGCUUUAGCUUCAGUAAAUUUGUUUAAAGAAUCAGAUAAUGUACCUUUUUCAGUCUUCAUUUAAGUCAAAACUAUUUUGCAGAGUUGCGUAUCUGGAAAACAAACUUCUUUUUCUUACUCCCUAAGUAGAAGCUAUAUUGUUGUAAGAAACUACUUAUAAAGUGGAUUUCUACCUUUUUAACUCUGUGUAUUACUCAAUAAUAUAUGUAUUGUCACAAGGUUCCUGGAGUUGUUUUUACUUCCUUAUGACAGAUAAGUGAUACACACCUCUCUCUAAUCCUCAUCUCACUGCAGCUUCAGUCUCUUUCACUCUCUUCUUGAGUGCCUUCAAAAAGCCAGCAUCCUGGAACAUUCUUUUCCUGGCCUAAAUCCUACCUCUGAUUGUUUCAUUCUCCAUGAAUAUUGGAAUUAACCCUUUGGCUCUACAAACUAAAACCUUGGAUGAGAAUUCCUAACGUACUUCUGUUUUGUUCUCCCAUGUCAUUUUUAGAUUACAUUUUCAACUUUUAUUUAUAUCUUAUUUCUUCACAUAUUAUAGCUAUAAUGAUGAAAGCGUUUAUCUUUAUCUUAUUUUUCAUGUUCUUUUUCUUUCCCCCAAAAUUAAAUGUUCCUUUAAAAUUAAAGGUCAUCGAGUCUUUUGAACACCUUUGUCCUCUAUAGUCUUCCUGACUGCCUCCCCUUUCUGAUGAAGGGAUCCCGAAUGCUGCUGUGGCCGUGCCCUCUCUCUUCCAGAAACAUUUUGCAAGGCUGUACCCCUGAUUUUAUUUUAGUCAAAUUAAUUUAAAAUUGCCCUCUGAGUUUAUCAGAAGUCCUUUGUUGAUUUUUGAUCUGCCUCUCUCAUCCUCCUGUACCUCGAAAACUCCUAGUUAACUCCUUUUCUACCUGUUCUCAUCUAAUUUAAAAAAUAUGAUUGCUACAUAAUAUAUGAAGGAUGUAAUAAGGGGGUUGCAGUGUGUUCUUGUGCUAGGAGUUCCUUCUCCUUCAAACUAGCAGUUGGCUCAUCUCUCACAGCCAAACUGGAGACAUGUCUUGUGCAGGUCUCUUGUUCCCUUCCGGUUCUCCUCCAAACCUGCAAACAGAAGUCUUUAAAAUGAGGAAAUUGGAUUGCCUUUUUUUUUAAGUGAACAAAAGCUAUUGAGUAUUUUGGCCUUAGUCAAAAUCUUUUCUUUCUAACUGAAAAUGCCUCUUUCCUUAAAAUUAAUAAUACUAAUACUCAGGUUUUCAAGACUAACUAAUAACCACAUGAAGUGGGAGUCUAAGAAGGCAGCUGUUAAUAAAUUCUUAGUCCUUUUCGUCUGGUGAUUGUAUGUUAUUGGUGGGACAGUUCAAAAUGGUGAGAAUUGAUUAUGUUUGAUAAUGAAUAAAUCCCAGAUAUUUGAAGCCUUGAUUGGCAAUUUGGAGUGGGAAGAAGACCAGUUUACCAAAUGCAAAAGGCAGAUUUCUCCAGAAAUCAGGAACAAGAGUUUGUUGUUUUAAAUGCUCUUCUUUUUAAUUGGUCGUGGUACUCCCCAUUAUUGACUUAGAAGUUUACCCAAAGUAACCACUUUGAAAUGUGUGGCUUUUUCUUCAGUCCCAGGCAGUGUGACAGUGGAGAGCCACAGUGGGUUCACACCUGAAGGGGCCACAUCCCUGAGACAGAGUUGUCUUACUUUAUGUCUUCUGUGACAGGAAAUGCUUGGCUGGAAUCAAGGGGAGCCCUGCUCCCAAGAAGCAUCCCCUCUGCUUCCUAGUCCCAGGUUCCUUUCACACUACUUGAGCUUCUCUGGUGAGAUCAGGGAUGUUACAAAUGACUUGAACGUGAUUUGAGGACAUCAGGAAAUAGGGAUAGGACAAAAAGGGGAAGAAGCUGAAAUUUGCUUAACUUCAGAAGAAAAGAUGAUACUUGCUUUGGUGGUUUUGAUCAACCAAAGAGCCUGUCUCUACUGGAUGUGCCAAAGAAUCAAGUUGUUUCUGACUAUACAGCUCCUCAGAACAAACACAGCUUCCUCCCGACUUGCCUCUUAACAGGUGAAAGAUUAGGAAGGAGCCACCCACUUUUCCCCAGACAGUGCUCAAGGCAGUGUCUGAUUGCUUUGAAAGUUGGGAGGAAAUACUUUAUUCUUCUAGAAUCUCUAACUCUGCUAGAAGUAUCUUUUCUAUGCUUGAUUAUUCAACUCAUUAGGUUUUGUAAAGAGUAAGAAACUGUGUGACACAGUUUUGGUGUUUAUUUCUAAAGUUGUGUCCGCAAGCAUAUAUAUGCAGCCCCUGAAAAUUGGAUGAAUUCUUCUCAAUCUUCCAUCAGCUUGAAUAGGCAUUGUGUUCAUUCUUGACAUGAAUUCUGUGCCAUCGGCAGUACUGGCUUUGUCCACAAGGGAGCAACAAAGUACUUUAGCUUCUAACCUACUAAAGAAGAGAUUCCCCCUUUUAAGUCUUUUAAAGAAUAUCCUCUCUUGGCUCUGUGCUUAUUUACAGAACUUAGUUUUUAAGACAUUUUUCCUUAUUAUUCAGUACAGUAGUUACUCAGCCUUCGUGAUGCAAGCACAGUGAUUUGUGGGUCAGGCAUCUGUAUUAAUCAGCCUUUAAGUCAUGGUGCCUGAAAUUGAAAGCCAGGACCCUCUGCAGGGAGAUUUAUUGUGUGUUAAAUACAGAGCAGGAAGGUGACCCACCUCAUUUCUUUCCUUCCCAUCCACUGCCUGAGCAGAACCAGCACAUCUCUGUGAAGGACGAGAGCCGCAGGGGAAGUGGGAGUGGGGAAGUGCUUCAUGCCGUCUCUGACAGACAGAUGGAUGUCUGUCACAGCAGGGAGCAGGUUGGACACCCCUGCCCAUGUGCAGCCCCUGCAGCCACCACUCCUCCAGGUUAGAAUGGACUUUGGGUUCCCUCUCUGUCAGUUACUUGUUGAGGGCUCGAACCCUCGUCAGCUCUCUCACUAUGCCUGUUGUUUGUGCUCACUGCUGCGCCCUCUUCACAAUAAGCAGGUCAGUAACCGAUUAGGGGAAACUCCGGACCUUCACCUUUCACUCUGUAGAGCCCAGAGGGAUUCACACCUGGAAAGGCCAUCUUAGCUGAUGUCUGCCUGGCUUCUCUCCCCAUCCAGGUCUGACCUGAGCAGUGCAGGUGUCUGCUUGUAACUCCAACACUUGACAAGAAGUGAAACUGAAGCUGUGAUCGGUUUAGGUAGCAAGUGGCCAGGUGUGACUUGUUUGUUUUUAUUUUUGUUUUCCCCCAAUAGUACUGAAAUCACUUGCACUUUUCCUCAUUUCCUAAAGAAAAGAAAAUCCAAUUUGCUUGCCAGGAAUUGUUUAGCGUUAGGUUUACAAAGCUCGUUAUUGAAUGUUGAACAUUUGUCCAAAGGAGUUUGACAAAACAGAAGCUGCUUGGUCCCUGUUCUGCCUGCUAGGUCAUAAGGAUUCAGGCCACGUUGCUGGGGUACUUGCGCCAAGUCCAGAGGGGGGCAGUGUUCCCCCUUCCUCUGGGAAGCCGCAUUGGAAGGUGGAAUUAGCAUCAUGUGGGACAGGUACCUCUCCUGCUGCACAGAAGUUUAAAGGAGUCUAAUCAGUAGGGGAGGUAACAGGGAGGUAGGACAGGGUCUCUUCCAUGGGAGAGGCACGGGGGGAGAGAGGAGAGCGGCUGGGCCCCGGGGACUGGCAGCGAGGCGAACCUGAGCUUCCCUCCUGAAUCUCCAAAGUAGCCACGCUCCCCUGAGUCACCUUUUAUCUCACAUCCUGUCAGAUCCCCCAACGUACUGAUCUUUCCCUUGUUAACUAUACCAUUAUUAUUUUUUUAGCAAUUGAAAUGCACUUUUUUAUUUCAACUCAAUCAUGAUUUUAAGUAUAAAAAUUUAUAGACUGUUAAAACUACUUUUUGUGUAUUUUUAACCACUCGAUGUAGCAUUGUCUAUUUUAUUCUCAUGAGACUCUGGUACAAGAUGUGCCGCUUCAUGGUGUUUCUGAGACGCUGGACCUUGGAUGUGUACGGUAACCCACUUAAUGCUGAUAAUGUUCAAAGUAAACAAACAACAAAAGUAGCCAUAUCCGCUGUGUGUCUUUCUUCACUUCAUGUCUCCCUUGUUCUCCGCUGACAACAUUUUGGCACCUCCUUUACUCACUGGGCUGCCUUUUUUCUGUGAAAUGGACACUUCUGAUCUGCUGUUGUCAGCUGUCCUUGGCCCAGGUAAGGAGCUGCCCAGCGCACGGCCCUGCUGGCCACUUUAUGAAGGACAA